This is a messenger RNA of Rhagoletis pomonella (apple maggot), 2975 nucleotides long. RefSeq names its product armadillo segment polarity protein (gene arm). The record is from RefSeq and is a predicted model, not a curated record. Gene Ontology annotation, cellular component: adherens junction; catenin complex. The transcript is spliced from 7 exons. Bases 54 to 2531 code for a protein of 825 amino acids. Gene Ontology annotation, molecular function: protein phosphatase binding; alpha-catenin binding; cadherin binding. Lineage: Eukaryota; Metazoa; Arthropoda; Insecta; Diptera; Tephritidae. Gene Ontology annotation, biological process: cell adhesion; positive regulation of transcription by RNA polymerase II.
CUUAAUUUUUUAUUGGUAUUAAACUUGUGGUGUGGUACGCCUAAAUCACCAAGAUGAGUUACAUGCCAGCGCAAAAUCGUACAAUGUCGCAUAACAAUCAAUAUAAUCCGCCAGACCUUCCACCAAUGGUCUCAUCCAAGGAGCAGACGUUAAUGUGGCAGCAAAAUUCGUAUCUCGGCGAUUCUGGUAUUCAUUCCGGUGCGGUCACACAAGUGCCGUCGUUGUCGGGCAAGGAGGAUGAGGAAAUGGAGGGCGAUCCACUUAUGUUCGAUUUGGAUACUGGAUUUCCACAGAACUUUACCCAAGACCAAGUGGAUGAUAUGAAUCAACAAUUGAGUCAAACUCGCUCACAACGCGUGCGCGCCGCAAUGUUCCCCGAAACAUUGGAGGAGGGAAUCGAAAUACCAUCAACUCAAUUCGAUCCCCAGCAGCCAACUGCUGUGCAGCGUUUAUCAGAACCAUCACAAAUGUUAAAACAUGCUGUAGUAAAUCUUAUCAACUACCAAGAUGAUGCUGAAUUGGCCACACGUGCCAUACCCGAAUUGAUUAAGUUGUUGAACGAUGAAGAUCAAGUGGUUGUUUCACAAGCCGCCAUGAUGGUUCAUCAGCUGUCAAAGAAGGAGGCUUCUCGCCACGCUAUUAUGAAUAGUCCCCAGAUGGUGGCCGCUCUUGUUCGCGCAAUUUCCAAUAGCAACGACUUAGAGAGCACCAAGGCUGCAGUUGGUACUCUACACAAUUUGUCACAUCAUCGUCAGGGCCUAUUGGCCAUUUUCAAAAGUGGUGGCAUUCCAGCUUUGGUGAAGUUACUCUCUUCACCCGUCGAGAGUGUUUUAUUUUACGCCAUUACCACAUUGCAUAAUUUGUUGUUACAUCAAGAUGGUUCGAAAAUGGCUGUACGCUUGGCUGGUGGCCUCCAAAAGAUGGUCACUUUGUUGCAACGCAAUAACGUAAAAUUUCUAGCCAUUGUUACGGAUUGUUUGCAGAUUUUAGCCUAUGGCAAUCAGGAGAGUAAACUAAUAAUACUGGCUUCGGGUGGUCCAAAUGAAUUGGUACGAAUAAUGCGUUCGUACGACUAUGAGAAGUUGCUCUGGACUACUUCGCGUGUGCUGAAGGUACUUUCGGUAUGCUCCAGCAAUAAGCCAGCCAUUGUAGAUGCUGGCGGUAUGCAAGCUUUGGCUAUGCACUUGGCAAAUCCGUCACCACGUUUGGUGCAAAAUUGUUUGUGGACAUUGCGAAAUCUUUCAGACGCCGCUACAAAGGUUGACGGUCUCGAACCACUGUUGCAAUCCUUGGUUCAGGUAUUGGCUUCAACAGACGUUAACGUUGUCACUUGUGCCGCUGGCAUUCUAUCGAAUUUAACUUGCAACAACCAACGCAAUAAAGCUACUGUUUGUCAAGUAGGUGGCGUUGACGCUCUUGUACGCACCAUCAUAAAUGCCGGUGAUCGCGAAGAGAUCACCGAGCCAGCUGUGUGCGCAUUACGCCACUUGACUUCACGUCACGUUGACUCGGAAUCUGCACAGAAUGCUGUGCGCCUUAACUAUGGGUUAUCGGUGAUCGUGAAGCUUUUGCAUCCACCUUCACGUUGGCCGCUCAUCAAAGCCGUUAUUGGUUUGAUACGUAAUUUGGCAUUGUGCUCGGCCAAUCAUGCACCGCUACGCGAGCACGGUGCCAUACACAAUUUAGUGCGUUUACUAAUGCGCGCAUUCCAAGACACUGAACGCCAACGUUCGUCAGUUGCCACAACUGGCUCUCAACAACCAUCUGCUUACGCCGAUGGCGUUCGCAUGGAGGAGAUCGUCGAAGGCACUGUGGGUGCUCUACACAUAUUAGCACGUGAAUCGCAUAAUCGCGCCCUGAUUCGCCAACAAUCAGUUAUACCAAUAUUUGUGCGCCUACUUUUUAACGAAAUCGAAAAUAUACAGCGCGUUGCCGCCGGUGUACUUUGUGAGUUAGCUGCCGAUAAAGAGGGCGCCGAAAUGAUCGAGCAAGAGGGUGCCACUGGUCCGCUCACUGAUCUAUUACACUCUCGCAAUGAAGGCGUUGCUACAUAUGCAGCAGCUGUACUAUUCCGCAUGAGCGAGGACAAGCCGCAAGAUUACAAAAAACGUCUUUCUAUUGAAUUGACCAAUUCAUUGCUGCGAGAAGACAACAACAUGUGGGGCAAUGCCGAUUUAGGCUUGGGUCCGGAUCUACAGGAUAUGCUUGGACCCGAACAAGCAUAUGAGGGUUUAUAUGGGCAAGGCCCGCCGAGUGUACACAGCUCACAUGGAGGUCGAGCAUUCCAACAAGGAUAUGAUACUUUACCAAUAGAUUCAAUGCAAGGCCUGGAGAUAAACAGCCCAGGUGGAGGUGGUGGCGGCAGCGGCGGUAACAGUGUACCACCAAGUGGCGCACCAACGUCGCCAUAUUCUAUGGAUAUGGAUGUAGGUGAGAUUGAUGCUGGGGCCUUGAACUUUGACUUGGAUGCAAUGCCGACACCGCCGAAUGAUAACAACAACUUGGCCGCUUGGUAUGACACCGACUGUUAGACUGAGUAGUAGGUGGCGGAGAAAAAUAAAACAAUAAAUAGAAAUAAACAAAAUCUUUCUCCAACAAUGCGCAUUUUCAACAGCAAAAAAAAUCAAAUAUUUUGUGUUUUUGUUCGAUCAUGAUUUUAAUUCUUUAUUUACGAUAGUAUUAAGCCUUUGCUUCCAUUCGAAGUGUAACGUACAUUUUUUCUUUUACUUGCACUAUUUACAUUUUAUAAAUAUAAACAUGCAAUUUUUUAUUAAACACACAUAUUUUUCUUCAACGAAAAUGAUUCAAAUUGAUGUAGCAAUUUUUAAUAUAUGUAUGUAUGUAGAGCCAUGCAGUUAAGAAAAAAAGAACGCAUUUAAAAAAUCCGAUUACAAAACGAACUCAUUCAAAUUUCCCUGAUUAAAUGCAACUAGCAAGAAGAGCAUCAAAAACAGAUGAGUAUUAAAAAAAAUUUU